Molecule: messenger RNA, 7838 nt
Organism: Cinara cedri
Lineage: Eukaryota; Metazoa; Arthropoda; Insecta; Hemiptera; Aphididae
Source: the annotation of a GenBank genome assembly
UCUGUAUUAUCUUUACAGGAUGUGAUAUUUAAUUCAUUUUUAUAUUGUUUUUUAUUAAUUUUUAUUAGGUAAUAAUUUACCUAUUUUAGUUUUGAUUUAUGUUUAAUUCAAUUAGUUUUAAAUGUAUGAUUAUUACACUUCGUAAAACAUUAGUUUUUAUUAACUGGUUAUUUUACACUUUUACACACCUAUGGGCCCAAGAAUUUUCAUUUUUAAGGUAAUCUAAAAAUAGUGAAUUGUUGUUGUUUACUAUUAAGGUGGAGUCAGAAACAAUAUAUUUAAAUAAUAAACUUUAGUAGACACUAAUUACCUAUGAGUUCCACCCAAAUAUUUUUUAAAUCCAUCUAUCUAUUGUUUUAGAAUAGUCAAAUGCCAAUCAGUUAGUAGUUUAAAAAAAUAUAUUUUUCAUAAAAAUGUCUGAUGAUGAUGACAAACCACCAGCUCCUCCGGUCCGCCUCACAAGUAAUAGGUAAUCACAUAUAUAAAACUAUAUGUUUUUAAAUAUACAGGUAUGUUAUAAUGUAAAUCAGUUUUAGAGUUGCUCGUGGGGAUUCAGUACCAAAUUUGGACAUUAUGCGGCCUUUACCUAAAGAACCAGAUUCGGAUCAUAAAAAGAAAACGUCUAAAAGUCGUGUAACUGGUAAACUGAAAACAAGGGGCACUGGGUGUGAAGACAAGCCAGAAAUAUCUUAUCCAACUAAUUUUGAGCAUACCAUGCAUGUAGGAUUUGAUGCUCAUACUGGCGAGUUUACUGUAAGUAUUUAUAUUUUUAGUUGUACCCACUUAUUAAUAUUUGAUUAUACAAAAACAGAAAUGAGCCAACAUAAUUAGUUUAAUUUGCACAUUUUUAAUUUUGCUGAAACAUGCUUUGCUAUGUAGUCAAAUUAAAAAAAAUAAUAAUAUAAAUAAAUCAAAGUAUUACAAUUUUAAAUUUUUAUUGGGUUUUAUCUCAUAAUAGGUAUUUAUAAUAAACAUUCUGAUGCAUACCUAUCUAUAUAUUAUAUAGAUACUUAUGCAUCAUGCAGAAAGUAUAGUGGAUAUUUAUUAAAGUAUUUAAAAUGAGUUUAGAAAAAAAAAAAUGUUUACCUAAUAAUUAUCAGUUUUCAAAUGUGUACUGAUAUUUUAGUUUAUUCUACCUAGUUAUACACAUGUAACCAACAAAUAAUUUUAAAAUUUGGAACAGAAUGAAACAAACAAUGAAAAAUUCUAUCCCAAUAUUAUACACCGUUUAGUCAAUUGCAUGUUCAGGGUUGAACUAAUUGGACAUACCAAUUUAUUUCUAUUAUUUUAUUGCUAAGAAUAAAAAUAAAUAAAUUCAUGUUUACAUAAUGCAUUAUCUGGCCCUGAAAUCUAUCUAUAAAAUUAGAUCUAGUUAUGAUAUUGCAUACAAUAUGACUAUUUUUUUACAAAACAUUACUAUGGUGACUUUAAAUUCCAUUAAUUUAUUCAUAAUGUAUCUAAUAAGCAAAUUGUAUUAGUAUAUAUUUUUUUAAAUAAUAUUCAGCUAAAUAUUUUGACUCACAAAUAAUUUAUAACUUUAAAAAAUAUAUUAAUUAUAAAUUAAAUAUUGUAUAAGAAAUUGUAUUGUACAAAGACAUUUGAAUUUGUUUUCAUAACUAUUGAAACAAAUAAAUUGUAUAGUUAAUAUAAUAUAUUUAAUUCAAAACAUACCUAGUUGUUUAUAUAAUAAUAUAUUUAACUAAGUCUGUUUAUAUAAUAUAUUAUAUUUGGAAUAAUUAAUACAAUUUGCUGCAUGUGUUAAAUUGAAUCACUACAUUAAUAUUGUUCGAUAGACAAUUGUCUCUAGAAUUUUUUGUUUGUGUUUUCUUGUUUCAAGCUGCCAUAUAAAGUGAGUAACAUCAAAAGCUUUAUAGUAGUCUAGAUAAACAUGUCAUAUACAUAUGUCUAGUGUAGUAGUUACAGCAUAUUAUAAUCACAUAGCUUUAAAAAAAAAAAUUGUAAUAUAAUUAUUGUUUGAAAUAAAUUUAAAUAAUUUAUAAUGUUCUUAUUGUAUUAAUAGUUACUAAUUUAUAAAAUAUUCAUAAUAAUAUAUGUUAAGUGGUUAUAUUAAUUGGUUAUUUAUUAUUUAAUUUAAAAAAAAAAAAUCAUUUCUAUACAUUUUUUUCUUAAAUUCAUUAUAAAAAUAUUUUUAUCUAUAUUCUAGUAUUAAAUCAAUUAUUUGAGAUAUUUUUAAUUUUGUUUUUCAUGAAAAUGUUAAUUGUGUCAUAUAAGUAAUAUCAUUAUUAUUUAAUUUUUUAAAUUUUUUUAUAAACCAUUAAAUUAUUUUGUUAAUAUAGGGUAUGCCAGAAGCAUGGACUCGACUUUUAAUAACAUCUAAUAUAAGUAAACAAGAACAAAAAAAGAAUCCCCAAGCUGUUCUUGAUGUGCUUAAUUGGUUUGAUAAUUCUAGUAAACAAUCAAAGACUUCCAAAUAUAUGACCACAGCCACCAAUAUUAGUAAUUAUUAAUUAAUAUAAUUCAAUUUAAAGUUAUUUCAGAAUUAACAGUUUUACUUUAUUUGUUUAGUACAAAACAGUACCCCUUCUACUGAAGUAUUAGUUCGUGGUGCACAUAGUGGAGGUAGUUCAUCAUACUCGGGUGUCAGUAGCAGUCAACCAUCAUCAUCAACAGGUAGCACUAGUCCUUCGCUAACCACCACUCCCACAACAGAUGAACAAACAUCUCCUCCACCACCUAUAUCUGUACGUCCAGAGCGUACAAAAUCUGUGUAUACUAAACCAAUAGAAGAAGAUGAACCUAGGCCUAUUACCCAAGAAGAACCUAAAGUAGUUUCCCCAGUUCCACUUCAUCGACCUAGUCAAACUAAUGGAACUAUACCAGUAUUGGAUAAAAAUAAAAAUAACACUACUGCUCCUAGCCGUAAAAAAAUAGCAGAUAAUGAAAUACUAGAACAACUUAAAACUAUAGUAACAGUUGGUGAUCCUAAUAGAAAAUAUACUAAAAUGGAAAAAAUAGGACAAGGGUAAGUGUUUAAAUCUGUAUUUUAUAGGAAUUAAUAAUUUAAUAUUUAUGUAAAUAAAAUUAUUACAGAGCAUCAGGUACAGUUUUUACGGCUAUUGAAACAUCCACUGGAAUUGAAGUUGCUAUAAAACAAAUGAAUUUAGGCCAACAACCAAAGAAGGAGCUUAUUAUUAAUGAAAUAUUAGUUAUGCGAGAAAAUAAACAUGCAAAUGUUGUUAACUAUCUAGAUAGUUAUUUAGUACAAGAUGAACUCUGGGUAUUUAUUUAGAAUAAUUUAUGGCAUCUAAAAUAUUAAUUUUUUUAAAUUUUUUAUUAUUCUUUAGGUUGUUAUGGAGUAUUUACCAGGUGGUAGUUUAACAGAUGUUGUCACAGAAACUUGUAUGGAUGAAGGUCAGAUAGCUUCUGUAUGUCGAGAAGUACUUCAGGCCCUUCAAUUUUUACAUUUUAACCAAGUUAUACAUAGAGACAUCAAGUCUGACAAUAUUUUACUUGGUUUAGAUGGCAGUGUUAAGCUGAGUAAGUAUUAAAAAUAUGUAUGAUUUUAAAAGUAUACUAUUCAAUUAUUGGAAUGUAUUGAAUCAUACAUAAAAAAUCUAAAUGAAGAUUAAACUGCUCAAAUUUUAGGUUUUUUUUUUUAUUAUUACUUUAAAAGCUUUAUUCCUAGUUGCAUUUAAAGACUAUGUUAAAUUUAAAUUGAAAAUUUAAAUGUUAAUAUUAAUAAUUUGUUUUGUGGUUUUAAGAGCAUAUCCAUAAAAUUCUUUAAAAAUGACCUUUAAAUUAAAUUAAAUGAAAUGUCUUUUUUGUAUUUAAUUAUUAAUUUAAGUACAGUGAAGUAAUCUUCUUUAAAUAUGGAGAUAAUAUAUGAGUUAAUGUUAACAAGGAUGAUUAAAUAGGAAAAUGUAAACAGACUAAAUUAUUUCAUGCAUAUACAUAUAACUAAUGAAAAUGUAGGCCGUGAAAACAAUUUUUGUUUAAACAUUUAUUCUUGAUUUAAUUACACCAUUGAUGUACACAAUUACUUACAUGUCAUACUAUAAUAUUUCGAAAAAAGAUUUUAAUCGCUUUAGGUAAUUAUCCAUUUUAGGUACAAGUUUGCAUAUCUAGGUUCUGUCUCAACUGAUUUUAGAUGUUAUUCAUAUUAACUUAAUUAGUUUUGUAAAUUUAUUAUUCUACAAAUUUCAAUUUCACUUCAGUGUAAGAACAGGAUAUCAAUAUGUUGUGUAUAGUGUUGAUGGGUGGCCAUUUUUUCUUUUUUACUGUUAUAAAUGAAAAAAAAUUUAUUGCUAAACUUAUGUAAAUUAUUUUUAAGUAACUAGUAUACUAAAAAACAAUAAAUAAAAACUAAUGCAAUUUUAAUAAUUUCUUUGUUUUUGUUUUUUUGUUUUUUUUAAUCAGCUGAUUUUGGUUUUUGUGCCCAAAUUUCACCUGAGCAAUCCAAACGUACUACGAUGGUUGGAACACCAUAUUGGAUGGCUCCAGAAGUAGUCACACGUAAACAAUAUGGUCCUAAAGUAGAUAUAUGGUCAUUAGGUAUAAUGGCUAUUGAAAUGAUCGAAGGUGAACCACCAUAUUUAAAUGAAAAUCCAUUAAGAGUAUGAAAUUUAUAUUGUAUACCAUUUUGUUCUAGUCCAUAACUCAGACUAUAAUAAAACAUAUUUGUUUAGGCUUUAUAUUUAAUUGCAACCAAUGGAAAACCAGAAAUUAAAGAGAAAGAAAAAUUGUCUCCAAUUUUUCAAGACUUUUUGGACCAGUGCCUUGAAGUAGAGGUUGAAGAUCGUGCUUCAGCUUCUGAACUUUUAAAAGUGAGUCAUUGGAAUAUUUACUUAAUUAAAAGAAAGUUGAGCUUUGUAAUUAUAUUUUAUAUAACUACUAGUGGUUAUACUACUAUAGUAUUAUAUAAUAUCAUAUUUGUACCUUGAGUCUAUUUUGCUUUUAAUACACUAAUACAAGUGUAUUCCUGCUAAUGAACAGUGUAUUUUUAAGUGUUGACAAUGUUUAUUGUGUUCUUGUGGGUGUACACGGGGAGAUUUUGUGAAUUCAAUCAUCAAAAAAAGAUUUAUUAGAAUUGGAUACAUAUAUAAUAAAUAACUUCUUAUAACUUCUUAUAACUUCUUAAGUUAAGACUGGAGAUCAGAAAAUAGAUAAGAUAUAAACCUUUUCCUUUUUCCCUAAAACCAUAUUUAGACCAAAGCAGCAUUAUGGACAACUUUGUUGUCAAUUUUUGGUGAAUGUUUUUAACUAAUCUUAAUAUAAUUCAAUAAUUUUGAAAAAUAUGUGUGACCAGACUAUAGAAACAUUAUUGUCCACUUUUUAUUGUUUGGUAAGAUGUUUAACGAGUAAGACAGUUAUAGAUAUUGUAGCAAUUUGCACAGUAAUUUUAAGUUGUAUACCUUAUAAUGUUUAGGAUUCUAUAAUAAUGGUUUGUUAUAGUAUAAGUUUAUUAACCAUGCAUUCUUUUCUUUAAGCUAAUCAAUUGGUACUAAAUUAAGUGGAAAAUUUGUAACUGAACAACUAAAUUUUAAAUAAAUUUCUACCUUUUAGGAAAAAGAAGCAUGUGAGUAGACGUAAUUACAUAAUAAUACUUUUAUGAGUCACAAUGGGCUACUGGGAUAGUAAGAAUACCAUUUGAUAACACUCUUAAGAUGUCAACAAAAUUGCAGGAGAGAAAUAUAUAUUGUUACCAAUAAUAUUUCCUUGCAUCUUUUUAUCUUUACCAUCAUUUUUCUCUAAUAUGGAAAUAAAAAUAAAAUAUUGUUACUAACUUGAUUAAAAACAUAAAUAUUAACUUUUCAUACAUAUUGUUAUCAACAAUGUGGAAACUACAUGUUUCUUACAGACCAUAAUAUUGCUUUGGUCUGGCUUUAGAUCAACAAUUAAUUGUUUUUAAUAAACAAUUAUUGUGAUAUUAGAUGAAUGCACGCAAAAAAAAAUAUUUUUUUUCAUUCUAAUUUUGAUUUGAGCAUAAAUAGUAGUUCUAUAGUGAUCAAAAAAUACCUAUUAUGUUUAAUUUUCUUUAAUAAAAAUUCUGAUCUAAUAAUAAUAAAAGCAAUAAUAGUUAUAAUGUCAUUAUUCAAUAUUAUGGUGUAGUUUUUUUUUUUUUUAAAUUAAAUUUUAAAUUUAUCAUAUUUAAGUAGAAUUUGAAUAUUUUAUUUUUAUAAAAUAUUAAUAUUUUUUAAAAAUAAUUAUAUUAAAAUACUUUUUUUUAUUUCUCUCUAAAUCAUAUUAUAAUGACCAAAUUAUCAUUUAAUCAGAACUAAGUUAAUUACAAUAAUUUUUACUGGGAUUAUUAUCAAUUAAAAUCAUUUUUCAUAUGUUAUAUAAUAUUUAACAAAUGGCAAACAACAUAUUUGAUAAUAAAAAAAAAUACAUAUAUUUUUUAGAUUAAUUUUUACCAAUUCUAGAUAACAUUUAACCUUUUUCAUAUUCUUGAAGAUAUUUCAGCAAUUGAUAAAAUUAUAUCCAAACUUAAGAAAUGUGUUCAAUUAUACCAAUAUUUAUAUUACAACUAAGUACUUUGGUAUAUUAGUGUAUGCAAAUUAAAUAGUAUACAAUUCUAAAUAAAUUAUAAAAUAUGUUAAGUAUACCUUAUUUAACAUCUAUUAUUUAAUAUGCGUGGGUGUAUUUAUUGUGGAAAUUUAAUUUUUGCUGUUAAAUUGAACUCUAAACAUAUUCAAUAAUAAUUUGUAAACAAAUAUGUUUUAAUAAUUUUUACAGCACCCAUUUUUGAAGCUUUCAAGGCCUUUAGCUAGUUUGACUCCGUUGAUAAUGGCUGCUAAACAAGCUGCCAAGGGUCAUUGAUGCUAUGAUGAAAAAACAAAUCUUUGAGGUUCCAAUAAAGCCAUGUUAUUUUUAACAACGAAACCGUUGACUGUCGUUCUAAUUGAUUACUUUAUUAUUUAAUUAUUUAUAUAACAUUAAUUAACAAUAUUAUUAUUAGUUAUGGUCAGAAAUAAUGUUUGAAUAUUUUACAUAUCUUCAGCCGUGGUGCUUUGUCUUCUUCUACUCUUUCCAAAAUUCAAUUUGAACGUAUAUUGUUGUACAUUCAUUUUUUUGUUACUUGAUAAUGUAAUUAAUGUUUCAGACUACCUAUAUGUUAAAUCACCAUUAUUUCUGACAUAAUAAAUAAUGUGUGCAAAAGUUUCUAAAAAACACUUAAGUACAUAUUAUAAAUUUUAUUUAUUUUAUUAUUAGCUAUUGUUUGUGAGUUUUAUUUAUUUAUCAUUUUAAUUGUUAAAUUAAUAGUAUUUUUAUUAUUUUUACUCAUCUAAUCAAAGCUUUAUUAUAUAUUCCGUACUGAAUUACAUUUAUAUAAUAUAUUUUAGAUUUAUUCAAUUUUUAAAACUAAGUUUUGUUCAUUGAUCCCUUAUAAAUAUAUAUACAUAAUUAUUUUGUACAUGUAUUUAUAGAUAUAGUAGGUAAUGGUAAAUCAAAUCCAAAUGUGCGAUAACAAGAGGACAUUACAAUGAAAUAAUCACAAAGAUGUCUGAACUUUGUGUAUUUUUUAAAUAUGCUUUAACCGUAUGCCCAUUCAUUAACAAACAGUAUUGCUCAAUAGGUCAAAAGGGAACUGCUAUUUAGAUUAAUAUAUUUUUGUUCUAUUCAUGUUUUAGAUAACUGGAGUGAAAAGUUAUAGAUUUCUGUUUUUAAAAAUUAAACUAUAAAGUUGCAGCAAUUAUGAUUUUAGUUGAGUUUAUUAUUCAUAAACUAAAAAAAAAAAAACCAUGAGAUUUUUAAGUUAUAUAUUUUCAAUAUAGCCUGUAUUUAUGUUUGUUGUCUUAUUAAAAUCUGUCAUAAGUAACCAUUGCCAUAUAAAUAGCAUACGGAUUGACAUCAAAUUUUUUAACAAUCCAACAUUG